AUGAUUCCUAAAUUGUACAGAUUGCUUCACUACUUCGUAAGGCCAAGUCGAAGACAAAACAUUUUACACAACGGUGUGGAAGACUAUUACGAAAGGACCUUCUGCUCUGCCCGCAGUAUCAGUAUCGACAAGGAUGAAGUAUCCAUUUCCGAUUUCGGGUCACCGGGACGACAUCCAAAAUCUGUUGGAAAAGAUGGCAUCUCCAUCGAUGACAUUUUUCUUUGCGUCUCACCAGACGAGAUAGAUGUUGGUCUUCUUUUAGCAUUGAAAGGUCCGAAUGUUGCUGGACCUUCUGUUUACAAAAGCAUUAUUGACAAUGAUGGAGUAUUCAUACCUGAUUUCGGGUCACCAGGAAGACAUCCCAACUCGUUUGGGCAAGAUGUCAUAUCCAUAGAUGACGUUAUCAAUGAUCAUAUGAUAAGUUUAGUGCAUUUCAUUUUCAAAGGAAACGCCACCUCUGGAGAUCGAAAUUCCUUUUGCCAAGUAUGCAGAACAAAGACUGUCGUUGUUGGGACUGGUGGGAUAAGAUUAUUCAAUAGAGACAUUGAAACUAAAUUUAAUAUGAAACUUGAAGAUUAUCUGAGUCAGGUGGGAUCGUUUGGAUUCUAUCAUAAACGUAUCUAUGCAAUAACAUCUAUUGCUGCUAUACCAAACUCCUUUUUCACUCUUCAUUUUCUGUUUGCAAAUUUUCAACCGGAUUUUCGUUGUGAUGUUUCUGAUCAUUUGAGUGGAUUAUUUCAAAACAUUACCAGCGAGCACAACUUCGCUUUUGUCAAUUCUACGACAAAUCUUGAACAUAAUUUCACUGGGGUUAAUCAAUGCUACACGUCCUUACUUGCAACUAAUGAUGGAAACAAAACAAAUAAUAACACUUCCCCAAUAUUUGUUGAAUGCCAAAAUGAAUGGAUUUUUGAUUUGAAACCGUAUCAAAAAAGUGCAGUAACAGAGUUCGGACUUGUAUGCGAUCUGUCGUGGAAGGCGCCUCUAGUGAUAUCUAUAUUCCAAAUCGGAAGACUUCUUGGUGGAUUCAGUAGCGCGUUUGGAGACAGGUUUGGUCGAAAACCCCUUUUCGUCUUUUCAUGUGUAUUACAAACACUGGGAACUGCUAUUGCAGCGAUUUCUUGGAAUUACGUUAUCUACAUCAUUUCUGCGUUGAUCGUCGGAGUUGGAAUGACUAUAAAUGAUUGCAUUUGUUUUGUUGUAGCCACUGAAACUAUCGGUGUAAAAAAGCGAAACUUCGUGGCUGUAGGAUCGUUUAUAUCGUCAGCAGUAGCUUACAUCGCAGUACCUGGUUUAGCGUACUUCUUACAAGACUGGAAGAAAUAUCUUUGGGCAGCAACAGGACUUGCUGUGGUGUGUUACGCGCCCUGUUUAUGGUUUUUUCCCGAGUCGGCUCGUUGGUUGCUGAAAAAGGGUAGAAUGCAAGAAGCAAAAAAAGAACUAGAAACCAUAGCAAAACUGAAUGGUACAAAAGCAAAUUACCAACAAAUAUUGAAGGAUAACGUUAUUGAACUGGAUUCUACGAUACACCAAAUGAAGACCACUGGAUUGAUAGAAACUGCUCGUAUACUUUUACGUUCCCGUAUCAGAUGGAGGAUUUUUACUUGUUUUUAUGGAUGGUUUGUUACCUGCAUGGUGUAUUAUGGCAUAAUUCUCCAUUCGACACGUUUUAGCAAGGAUAGAUUUCUGAAUUGCUUCAUCGCGGGAAUAGCAGAAGUUCCAGCCUAUAUUGUGGCAUAUUUUGCGAUCAAAUAUAUAGGAAGACCCCGAACGUUUUCUUUGUGCAUGUUCUUGUGUGGAUUUUCUUGCUCGUUAUUGCCAUUCAUGCCAGAAAAUUCCAGUCCCACCACUGCGGUUGCAAUAUUAGCAAAGACGGGAGUAGCAACAGCAUUUUUUGCCGUAUACACAAUCUCUUCUGAAAUUUCUCCCACGCUACAGAGAAGUUCGCUGCUUGGCAUUGGUUCUGGUCUGGGUCGCGUUGGAUCGUGCUUAGCUCCUUUCCUUAUGUUCAUGGGAAAAUUUUAUCAUUCUUUACCAAAUAUUACGAUGGGAGCAUUGACCAUUUUUUGUGGAGUAAUAACAUUCAUGUUCAUACCCGAGACGAAAGGACAACCCAUGCCAGACACCGUCGAAGAAGCAUUGAAUAAUAAUCGAAUUUACGGUUGGAGAAUAUGUAGAUGUCAUGCACCGAAAAAUGAAGAUGUGACGACAGAUGCAAACAAGGAGGUUCAUGAAAUUUGAAUGUUAAGAACUCCACAAAAAAAAACAAUAUUUGUAUUUAUAAAUAUUACAUUUGAUAAUAAUUGCAAGUGCUUUAAACUUGUCUAACAUUUACCAUUUUAUGCCAAUUACUAUUUAAACAAGAUGGAACGACUGGAUAUCUCAUCAAGAAACUGCUUGGAAGCAUGAGGUAAUAAAAUUACAAGAUCGUU
Styela clava is the source of this 2432-nucleotide messenger RNA. Lineage: Eukaryota; Metazoa; Chordata; Ascidiacea; Stolidobranchia; Styelidae. The record is from RefSeq and is a predicted model, not a curated record.